AUGACUGAUGGCGAGGGGAGAGCGCGCUUUCAGUACGACGACUGCCAGGAGGGGCAGGAGCAGGAGGAGGAGGUGCAGGAGGAGGUGAGGCUCGCUAUACCGACACACUAUCAGAAUGACGCCCCAGGGCAAGAGGUCGACCCCGGAGGAGGCUGCGAUGAGGAGGAAGAGGAGGAAGAGGAGAAGAGGAGCGACCGUCGGGGAGAAGGAGCGGAAGGUCAAUGGAGUCCUGAGGUUCAGGAGCAUGAGGAGCAGGAACCUGAGCUGGAAAUGGAAAGCGGACCAACACUGGGAGUUCGCAUUAGAGCUCCCAUACGUGAUCCAGACUGUGUCUCUGAGGAGGAGGACCAGCAACCCUACCCGGCCUUGGCCCCCUUGGCGUUCUUCUGCCUAAAACAAACGACAAGGCCCCGAAACUGGUGUCUGCGCUUCGUCUGUAACCCGUGGUUCGAGCAUGUGUCCAUGCUGGUGAUCCUCCUCAACUGCGUCACCCUGGGGAUGUUCCAGCCCUGCGAAGACGUCACCUGUCAGUCUGAGUGGUGCCGCAUCCUGCAGGUUUUGGAUGACUGUAUCUUUGCUUUCUUCGCUGUGGAAAUGAUCAUCAAGAUGGUCGCCCUGGGAAUUUUUGGUCCCAAUUGUUACCUCGGCGACAAAUGGAAUCAGCUUGACUUUGUCAUCGUCAUGGCGGGGGUGAUGGAGUAUUCUCUGGAUGGCCAUAACGCCAGUCUGUCUGCCAUCCGUACUGUUCGAGUGCUCAGACCACUGCGGGCGAUCAAUAGAGUACCAAGUAUGCGGAUCUUGGUCACGUUGCUGUUGGACACUCUGCCCAUGCUGGGAAACGUCCUCCUUCUCUGCUUCUUUGUCUUUUUCAUCUUUGGCAUUGUUGGAGUGCAGCUGUGGGCGGGACUACUGCGGAACCGCUGCUUCCUGGGAGAGGACGUCAAAGCGAUGUACAACUUGACCAUAAAUGAUUAUUACAUGUCCGAGGAGGGUGAGGACAGCCCGUUUAUCUGUUCGGCUGCACGUGAGAACGGGAUGCUACGCUGCAACGACGUGCCAAGUUACACCGAGGGCGGAGUGGAGUGUUCGCUGUCUGCUCCUCACCAAAGUGGGGCUAGUGUUAAUGGAUGCAUUAACUGGAACCGCUACUACAAUGUAUGUCGCCCUGGGCAGUUCAACCCUCACAAGGGAGCUGUCAACUUUGACAACAUCGGCUAUGCCUGGAUAGCCAUAUUCCAGGUCAUUACACUGGAAGGAUGGGUUGAUAUCAUGUACUAUGUCAUGGAUGCUCACUCCUUCUACAAUUUUAUAUAUUUUAUACUGCUCAUUAUCGUGGGCUCUUUCUUCAUGAUCAAUUUGUGCCUGGUGGUCAUCGCCACCCAGUUCUCAGAAACAAAGCAGAGGGAGAACGCCCUGAUGAGGGAGCAGCGCGCACGCUACAUGUCCAAUGACUCCACGCUCGCCAGUUACAGCGAACCAGGCUCAUGCUACGAGGAGAUGCUACGCUACAUCAGUCACCUGUAUCGCAAGCUAACGCGCAGGCUGCAGAGAAUAUACUCCGGCUGGCACAGUAAAAGGCGUAAAAAAGUGAAUCCCAACGGCAGCGGCGGAGGCAGUAACGGCGGAGGAAACGGACAUGGUCACGGCUCCAGCAGGGGCGCCGGGGGCUCAUGCCCAAAUAGCACAUUGUGGUUGAGACCCAUCCAUAACCUCCUCCAGCAUCAUCAGCACCAGCACUGUCGCCUCAGCAACGGGGGGCAGCACGCCGCCAGCACGACCACUGGCGAGCAGACAGACACUGAAAGGGGGGUCGAAGGAGGGGAGGAGCUAGAGAUGAAGUCACUUCCUGUCCGGAGAGGGAGUACGAAUGGAAAUAGCAGCCGAGGGAACCCCACCGUCGUUACCCAGGGUAUGGGGGCGCUGCUGGGGCGACUCAACGGGGGGAUGAACUAUCCGACGAUUCUACCGUCGUUUGUUUGCAGCUACAGCAGUAAGACGCCGCCUCCCCAUUCCCAACAGAGCGGGCACAGUCCAGACCAGCACCCAACGAACCACCCAGCGUCUGAACACACAGAGACCCUGAACAAGCUGUACCAGCUCAUGGGACAACACAGUCGCCAGAGGCUGCUGUACCAGCUGGCAGGCGUGGUGCCCAGCCCUCUGCUCCUGGAGCUGCUCAGCUGCCCUCUAUGUGCCCGCAGCCUGGAGACACUGGAACUGGAACUGGGAGACCUGGAGGGAGGCAGAGGAGAGGUGGACGGUCUGCACGACUUCCCGCAGGGGGGCGAUUUCCGAGGAGUGCGAAGUCGGGGCAGACGGCGGGGGGUCGUGGAGUACAAAAAUGGAGCAUUUCAAGCCUGGAAAGACUUCAGGGAAAAACUUAAGAGGAUUGUGGAGAGUAAAUACUUCAACAGAGGCAUCAUGAUCGCCAUCCUCGUCAAUACGCUCAGCAUGGGUAUAGAGUACCACGAGCAGCCUGAGGAGUUGACCGACGUGUUAGAAAUCAGUAACAUCGUUUUCACCAGUAUGUUCGUCCUGGAGAUGGGCUUCAUGUUGCUGGCCUUCGGUUUGUUCGGAUACAUCAGGAACCCAUAUAACAUCUUCGACAGCAUCAUCGUUAUCAUCAGUGUGUGGGAGAUAAUCGGUCAGUCAGAUGGUGGGUUGUCGGUCCUGCGAACGUUUCGUCUGCUGCGGGUUUUGAAGCUGGUUCGCUUUCUACCCGCCCUGAGGAGACAACUGGUGGUGCUGAUGAAGACCAUGGACAAUGUGGCCACGUUCUGCAUGCUCCUCAUGCUUUUCAUCUUCACUUUCAGUAUCCUGGGUAUGCAUCUGUUCGGCUGUAAAUUCGGUCUCCAGAUGGAGAAUGGAGACACCAUCCCUGACCGCAAGAACUUCGACACUUUACUCUGGGCCAUUGUCACUGUUUUUCAGAUCCUGACCCAGGAGGACUGGAAUGUGGUUUUGUAUAACGGCAUGGCCUCGACCUCCCCGUGGGCAGCGCUCUAUUUUGUUGCUCUCAUGACAUUCGGCAACUAUGUGCUCUUCAAUUUGCUCGUGGCCAUCUUGGUUGAAGGCUUCCAGGCUGAGGGUGAUGCAAAUCGGUCCGAAUCAGAUGAUGAGAAGAAAUCAGACAACUUUGAAGAAGACGAGAAGGUGGAGCAGCUCAGAGACACUGAGCUAAAGAUGUACUCUCUAAUGAUGACAGCCAACGGUCAUGUCGAUCCUCGAGGCUCUAUGGCUCCGCCCAUAAUCAUGCGAACGGCGGCCACUCCCAUGCCCACUCCUAAAAGCUCUCUGGGACCUGAGUCCGUCCUUGGUGACGACCUGAUGUCUCAGGUGCUCGGGUUGUCUGAGGCUGGAAGUGGUCAUGCAGAGUCUCGGCGGGCGAGCGCCACAUCCUUGGAACCUUUACCCUAUGACCAGCGUUCUGUGAGUCUCUCCAGUCCCGGCCGGCGCUCCCCUGUUCCUCCCCGUGGCUCUGGCAGCUCAUGGGGAAGCCGUCGCUCCAGCUGGAACAGUCUAGGAAGGGCACCGAGCCUCAAAAGGCGAGACACCAGCGGGGAGAGGGAGAGCCUGUUGUCCGGGGAGGGAGGAGAGGAGGAAGACGGCGGAGAGGACAAGGGCGAGGCGGGGGUUGGAGUUAUGGCCGGAGACAACAACAGACUCCGUCCGGCAUCUUUGGAGCUGCUGCAGGCGUCGACGCUUUGCCCUUCUAUUAUAACGGAGUAUGGGGACUGUAAUGGGAGGACCCUGACCUAUGAACCCAACUUAAACACUGACCCAAAGGAUGAUUCCUCGCCUGAAGAUGACAUAGAUGAUGAUAGUUCCUUUUGCUUUUUUAUCAAGAGGGAGCUCCAUAACAUGAAGCCCCGCUGGUGUAAAGAACAUGAAGACUGGAACCUAUAUCUGUUUUCUCCAGAGAGCCGAUUACGUGUGUGGUGCAAAGCGACGAUCUCCCACAAACUGUUCGACCAUGUUGUAUUGGUUUUCAUCUUCCUCAACUGCAUCACCAUCGCUCUGGAGAGACCUGGCAUAGAUCCAACAAGCCCUGAGCGCAUGUUUCUGAGUGUGUCAAACUAUGUAUUCACUGUGAUCUUCUUAGCAGAGAUGGCCAUUAAGGUUAUCGCUCUGGGUUUCUGCUUUGGGAAGCAGACGUACCUUCAGUCCACUUGGAAUAUUCUGGACGGUUUGUUGGUGUUUGUGUCUCUGGUCGACAUUCUGGUCACUGUAGCCUUUACUAGUGAAAACAAGAUCCUGGGUAUCCUCAGAGUCCUGCGUCUGCUGCGUACAUUACGUCCACUGAGGGUGAUCAGUCGAGCGCCUGGGCUGAAGCUGGUUGUGGAGACGCUCAUCACGUCUCUCAGACCCAUCGGUAACAUCGUCCUCAUCUGCUGUGCUUUUUUCAUUGUCUUCGGUAUCUUGGGGGUGCAGCUGUUCAAAGGCAAGUUCUACCACUGUGAAGGUCUGGACACAAAAAACAUCACCAACAAGUCCGACUGUCUGCAGGCGAAUUACCGCUGGAUACGGAGGAAGUACAACUUUGACAACCUGGUUCAGGCUCUUAUGUCUUUGUUCGUGUUAUCGUGUAAGGACGGUUGGGUCAACAUCAUGUAUGAUGGGCUGGACGCUGUGGCUGUGGACCAACAGCCUGUACGAAACCACAACCCCUGGAUGCUGCUCUACUUCAUCUCCUUCCUGCUCAUCGUCAGCUUUUUUGUUCUCAACAUGUUUGUCGGCGUUGUGGUGGAGAACUUCCACAAGUGCCGACAGGACCAGGAGGAGGAGGAGGCCCGUCUACGGGAAGAGAAGAGGCUCAAAAUGAUAGAGAAAAAGCGCAGGAGUAAGGAGAAUGGAGGGGCUGAGGCCAAGCAGAGGCCCUACUACGCCGACUACUCCCCUUUACGUCUGUCCAUCCACACACUGUGUACUAGCCAUUACCUGGACCUCUUCAUCACCUUCAUCAUCUGCAUCAACGUUUUCACCAUGAGCAUUGAACACUACAAUCAGCCGCAGUAUCUAGAGGAAGUUCUGAAGUACUGUAACUACGUGUUUACCUUCAUCUUCAUCAUUGAGGCUCUGCUGAAACUAGCGGCAUUUGGUAUACACAGGUUCUUCAAAGACAGGUGGAAUCAGCUUGACAUAGCUAUAGUGGCGUUGUCCAUCAUGGGCAUCACACUGGAGGAGCUGAAAAUGAACGCAGCGCUGCCGAUAAACCCCACCAUCAUCAGAAUCAUGAGAGUACUCAGGAUAGCACGAGUGUUGAAACUUCUGAAAAUGGCCACCGGGAUGAGAGCUCUGCUGGACACUGUCAUGCAAGCGCUGCCACAGGUUGGGAAUCUCGGUCUCCUGUUUAUGCUGCUCUUCUUCAUCUACGCUGCACUGGGAGUGGAGCUCUUUGGCAAACUGGAGUGCAGCGAAAAGAACCCGUGCGAGGGUCUGAGUCGUCACGCAACCUUUGACAAUUUCGGCAUGGCCUUCCUCACACUGUUCCGAGUGUCUACCGGAGACAACUGGAAUGGGAUUAUGAAAGACACAUUACGAGAGUGUCACCCGGAGGAGGGUCACUGUCUCUCCUACCUUCCCUUGGUGUCUCCCAUUUACUUCGUCACCUUUGUGCUCAUGGCCCAGUUUGUCCUGGUUAAUGUGGUGGUGGCUGUUUUGAUGAAACAUCUAGAGGAAAGCAACAAGGAGGCUAAAGAGGAUGCAGAAAUGGAUGCGGAAAUCGCCAUGGAAAUGGCAAUGGAGACGCAACGUAAAUUAAGCACAACCUCCUCCAAUAACAGUUCAGUGGGAGGCACCUACGUUGGCCCGUGUCCAAAUUCACCCGAAGAGGAGGAAGAGGUGCAGUACUACGACCCGGACCUGCUGUCGUCAAGGAAGAUGUCGGUAUCCAGGAUGCACUCCCUGCCCAAUGACAGCUACAUGUUCAGACCCGUAAGGCCUGCUAGCGCCCCCUACCCAUUGGAGGAGGUGGAUCUCAGUCCUCAGCACCAGCAUUCAGGUUCAGUGACGUCAGUCCACUCCCAGCCGUGUGAGAGACGUAUUCUGCUGCAAGUACCAGAUGUUUCCUGCAUCCACCCUUUUCCAUCACCAUCACUCGCCUUGCCCCGCAUCGCUCCGCCCACACCCAGCCCCUCCCCUCGCGCCCUGCACAGACAGGUGGCAGUUAAAGUGGAUUCUGUGGAGUCCCAGGGUUGUGAACAACAGAAGAGACCCCACCCCCUCAGUCUGCCUCCCUCUUCCCCUUCUCCACUUUCUCCCCUUUACUCUUCCCCGUCUCCCCUGCCUCCCCCUCCACCCUCCUCCCCCUCCACCCUGUCUUUACCACCUUGCUCCCCCUCCCCGUCUGCCUUUCCACUUCCUCCUCCCUCACCUUCCCUACUGCCUCCUCUGCCCCCCUCCCCUUCUCCUCUCCCCCCUCUGCCGCCAUCUCCCGUGCUUCUUCUCCCUCCGCCCCCCUCCCCUCGUCUUCCUUUGAGGCCCCCCAGUCUUCGGAGACAUAGACCUCCCUCUGACGCCUCACUCUGCGAUCCGGCCGACGAGGAGGUGUGUCAUAUCACCAGCUCGGCACGCCACAGGUGGAGAGAGGAAGGACAGCCGGAGAGAGAGAGGGGGAAGGCCGGUCGCAGUCACUCCCUCUCCCCUUACACUUCGGCGUACUCUGCCGCAGACCCCUCCUCCGUUGGCCCUCCCGCUCUGCCGCCUUCCACGUCGAGGAGCGCACUCAGUCUGCUCGGGGAAGCGUCGAAGGACCGCGACUUUAGGAAGGGCUUCAGCGCUGAAAACCAGGGCUUCCCGGACAAGCCGUCAUCAUUGUCCCCCUGUCACCAUGACGACCAACGGCGCCACUCCAUUGAAGUCUGCCUCCCGCAGGCCGUCCUCCCCGGCGACAAACACUUUUCAGAGCAUCGGUCUGAAAAAGGCAGUCAGGGAUUCCCUAUGAGGGUGCAGUCGGUCGGGGGCGGCCACAGGAAGAAGAAAAUGAGCCCUCCUUGUAUCUCCAUCCACCCGCCCUCAGAAAGGGAACACCUCCACAUAGCUUCACCCCCUAAACUGUCCGACUGCAGCAUGCUGUUGAGACGCAGGACGCCGUCGUAUGACUUGACCCCAUACACUCAAGAAGUCCCUGCAGAUCCACAGUCAGUGCUCACACCUAUCCACGUACCACUGCAGGUACCUUCACCAUCUCACACACUGACACCCUCACGGGGGUCUACACCGACGCACACUCAGACCCACACUCCGCCGCAGGUUUCCACGCCGACACACCCGCACAUCCCGAUCAGCCCCAACAUCUUCAUCCAACCUCGCGCACCUCUCGUCCCCAACGCCAUGCCUUUCUCACAGACGCACUCCCUUUCCCCUUCGGCGAGGCACUCGUCUCUCACGAAGGACUGCAUCCCCCUGCCCCAAUUUACCUUCGAUCAACCACAGUACAUGUCCACCGGUCUGUCGGACACUGAAACAGCUACCUGCUCUUCCCCUUUUGACAACAGACUGGGAAGCAGCCCGGGAUUCAGUGCAAAGAAUCGGAGGACCGCCCAGUGAAGGUGGAGCGUUGCCUUCAGGAGGUGAAUUCAUGGGUGAAGCUGGAGUAGGGGGGGCCUCGGCUGAGCCCGGCUAAAAGGGGAACGGGAGCGAGACGUUUUACUGGCAGAGGGAUUUUUGUUGUUUUGUUUUAUUUUCAUGAAGAGACACUGACUAUUCUUUUCAGAGACGCUGGUACGGUCCAGGCCUAGAAUAACAGACAGUGGAUCCAUUUUGCUAAACCCGGACAUGAAGGCUGUUCCGGUAACAGUACCCACUGUACACGGUGUGUUUGGGACUAAUACUGAUAACACACCAGAACUAAAGCCACCUAAACUCCGUAGCCAAAGUUUUUUUGACACACUGUCCCCACCCACGUGAGCCAAUCAGGAAGCAGCGUCUGGCUGAUGACCUCUAACCUUCACGGGGAGCGGUUUGUGAAAUGCGAGCGUGGGGGGAAUUGUGGGAUAUGCAACUUCAGGUUUUCUACAGAAGUUCUGCUUGCCCCUCCUCUGCUCCUCGAUCACAUUGAUCGGAGCAGAAGUGUGUAUGUGUGAGUGUGCGUGUGUGUGAGCGUGUGUGUGUGUGUUUUCUUGUGUGCGAGUAUCCGUCACAUCUUGUCGUCAUGGAAGUUGGCCAUGCCAUUCAUACACCUGCAAAGACAGAGAGGGGGAGCAGGGCAGACCUGUAGUGUAUGUUUAUCUGUGUAUCUGUGCAGUGUAAAUAAAAAGAAAAUACUGUAUUUGGUGAGAUUAAAAAUAGCUCUAUCCAUAUGCACAUAUUUUUAUAGAGAUCUAAAAUGUUUUUGCACACAGAUUUGAAUUUCGAGUUGCUUGUUUAUCCUCUGUUGUCCUUAUGUGAAUGUAUGUUUCUUUUCAAAGCUGAGAGUGAAGCGAGGGUUUGACCGAACCUCCUCUCAACAGGCUCAUCCGGAGUUGAGGAGCGGGAUUUUAUUUUUCUAUUUUGAAAAAGAUAAAGAAGAGAAGCAGGAGUGUGAUGUAUUUCCGUAGCUUUGUGUCAGAUUUCUAUGUAUCUGGUGUCUCAAUCGGUCUGGAGAAGCGGGCUCAGUGAUGUGAGUCAAAUUAUAAUAAGAUGUUUAGUGAGACUGGUGGAAAAAGCAGUCUCAGCAAACGAAAAUGUAACGUGAUUAUUAUUAUUAUUAUUAUUAUUUUAAAAUCAAAAUACAUUUUAAAUAAAGCGGAGAUAUUAACAACUUGCAGGCAACUUAAUAUCUCUAAAUAGCUGUUGGAAAAUACGCAGGUACACUAUGAAUGUACUGUACCUGUACAGACGAUACUGAACAUGUCUGUGUUUGGGUAAACGUACGAGGGCCAUCACUGAGCCUUGUCUUCUCCAGCUGUUUUCAAGCUGGAUCAGCUUCGACACCACUCAGUGUUUCUGUACAUCUAAAGACAACCAAACUAACUUACUAAAUAUGUGUAGCCAGAGUGCAAUAAUAAUCUAUACUUGUGGAAAAUAUAGUUACAUCAACACACAUUUAACAACCACACUCUUGUGUUUCGUACAUGCUGUAGAGCUACUAUAUAUGAUAUAAACCCAUUUUAUAUGACGGUUGAGAGUAUCGCUAUCUCUAGUGUUCAUGCUACUAUAGGUACUUGCCCCUGUGCGUGGCUGCAGCGGCAUGGGUGUGGCUGGCGACAGUGUUAGGUACUGUAGAUUUCUCUAAAAAGCUCAGGCCCACCUGUUGAUGGUGUUACUGUAAACUGAACAGUGACAUGCAUCUCUGCUGAGGACUCAAUAAGCCAUUCAUCAUUCCUCAUUUUCUUCUCCCCCCUUUUCCAGUAAUUCACCUUAAAUUUAUUAGAUCAGCAUGAAAAACAAAAGUAAAAAAAAUAAAUAAAUAAAAAAAAACAAACAUUCGCUACCU
This is a messenger RNA of Sphaeramia orbicularis (orbiculate cardinalfish), 9415 nucleotides long. It is a transcript of the gene cacna1ha, whose product is annotated as calcium channel, voltage-dependent, T type, alpha 1H subunit a. Bases 1 to 7548 code for a protein of 2515 amino acids. Gene Ontology annotation, molecular function: high voltage-gated calcium channel activity. Gene Ontology annotation, cellular component: membrane; voltage-gated calcium channel complex. The transcript has 37 exons. NCBI's taxonomy places the organism in Eukaryota, Metazoa, Chordata, Actinopteri, Kurtiformes, Apogonidae. The record is from RefSeq and is a predicted model, not a curated record. Gene Ontology annotation, biological process: calcium ion import across plasma membrane.